Prorocentrum cordatum is the source of this 609-nucleotide messenger RNA. The record is from the annotation of a GenBank genome assembly. NCBI's taxonomy places the organism in Eukaryota, Dinophyceae, Prorocentrales, Prorocentraceae.
GUCCCGAGGACUGCUCGCGUACGCAGUGUUGCCGGCACCCAGGGUUCCAGUGCUACGCCAAGAACGAUUAUGGGGGCGCGCGGAUUUCGCGAUGUGCAUGGCAUCAUGCAACCCUGGCCGCAACCCGACGGAUCCGGGGCAGGACACGUGGACCUGCAAGGAGCUCGGCAAGCGGACCCCCGGCAAGGUGCCGACAUGCUCCGACGUCUGGAGCAAUUGCGCCGAGUCUAAGUGCUGCCAGGACGCGGGGGCGCUGUGCUACGGGAAGAACGCCACCUGGGCUAGCUGCAAGGUGGCGUGUCAGCCUGGCCUCGAUCCGAACGACGCCGACGGUGGCAGCUGGAGCUGCGAGCAGCUGGGUCCGCGGGCCCCCGAGAGGGCGCCGUGGGUGGAGGGUUCGUGCACGCGCCAGGGGGAAGACUGCAGCUAUUCAAGGUGCUGCUUGGGCUCUGGCAUGAAGUGCUACGAGAAGAACCCCUACUGGGCGGCGUGCCGGGCCAAGUGCAAGCCGGGCCAGAUCGACCUCACCGAGCCAGAAGAGUACCGAACCAACUGGACUUGCAACGAACUCGGAGGAGCGAUGGUGAACACCGUCGCAGAAACGAAGAG